Molecule: messenger RNA, 684 nt
Organism: Salvia hispanica
Lineage: Eukaryota; Viridiplantae; Streptophyta; Magnoliopsida; Lamiales; Lamiaceae
Product: MICOS complex subunit MIC10-like
Cellular component (GO): MICOS complex; mitochondrial inner membrane; mitochondrion
Source: RefSeq, a predicted model, not a curated record
AGGAAAAGAGGAAAAAUUUGGAAAUCGGAGACAAAGCGUAACCAUCGGUUGAAAUCGCAGAGAAAUUGUUUGUUGAUUGGGAGAAAGAGGGAUUCCGGAGUCAAAAUUGGAAAGGAAUUGUAGCAAUUCUGUCGAAAAACAAUUAAAAAUGGUGGAAAACAAAGCUGAGAUUCCAGAGAAGUACGAUUUGAAUGCGAAAUGGGACGCCUGUGUCGAUUUAAGCGUGCGCCGCUUCGUCUACUCGUCUUUCGCCGGCGGUUUCGCCGGACUUCUCCUCUUCCGAAGUCCUGUAACGCGCUGGGCUUCAGUAGCGUUUGGUGCCGGGCUGGGGGUCGGCUCUGCAUACUCAGAGUGUGCGCAUAAGUUCGAUACUUCGUCACCAAAAUUGGCUCCUAACGUUUCUGAGACGACUCUGCCUGAGACUACGGAAGAAUAGAGAAACAACUUCAUUUCCUAGGAUUCGACUUCCAUUUUCCCUAUAUUUUCAUCGUCUCGACUUAGAAAAUACAUUUCCAAGAUUAUUGUUCACGCCACUCAAUAACACAUUGAUCUAUUGCACUCUUGUCAUAAAUGCUAUCUCUUAUCGAUUGAAUCUCUGGCCUGAACCUAGUCGGAGAUUGCGAUGAUCCUUGUUUAUGAAUGUUGGCUCGUAUUUUACUUUUUAAUGUAAAGGAUUAUAAGAAA